Molecule: messenger RNA, 489 nt
Organism: Beauveria bassiana ARSEF 2860
Lineage: Eukaryota; Fungi; Ascomycota; Sordariomycetes; Hypocreales; Cordycipitaceae
Exons: 2
Coding region: 1-489 (162 amino acids)
Source: RefSeq, a predicted model, not a curated record
AUGAAGUUCUCCAACGUUGCUAUCCUCGCCAUUGCCGCCGUCGUCCAGGCUGAUCUCAACGACAUCAAGACCGGCGCCGAGGGCAUCGCCUCAGGAGCCUCUACCGCCCUUGGCGGCGCCGCCUCGGACGUCUCUAGCUGGGCCACCAACGUCGCUUCGGGCGCCUCGAGCAUCGCCACCAGCGCCAGCUCCGUUGCCACCAGCGCCGGCUCCGCCGUGACCAGCGCCGGCAGCUCGGCCGCCACGGCCGCCUCCACCGCCGCCGAGUCGCUCUCCUCCAAGGCCGGCGAGCUCAGCUCCUCGGCCAAGAGCGCCUCCGGCACCGCCGCCAGCUCUCUCUCCUCUUCGGCCAGCUCGGCCUCCAAGGCUGCCUCUUCGGCCUCGUCCGCCGCCUCCUCGGCCAGCUCGACCGCCGCCGCUGCCGCUCCCACCGCCAUGAUGGCUAUGGGUGCCCUCUUUGGUGGUGCCGCCGCCAUGGCCAACCUGUAA